AGAUUAUGACAAAGCGGGAUGAUCUCGUUGUAGCCCCUGCAGGGGUAACGUUAAAGGAAGCAAAUGAAAUUCUGCAGAGAAGCAAAAAAGGCAAGCUGCCCAUUGUUAAUGAGGAGGAUGAGCUGGUUGCUAUAAUCGCCCGCACGGAUCUGAAGAAGAACCGCGAUUACCCGCUCGCAUCUAAAGAUGCUAAGAAGCAACUGCUCUGUGGUGCUGCCAUUGGAACCCAUGAAGAUGACAAGUACCGUCUGGAUCUCCUAGUGCAGUCGGGGGUGGAUGUCGUCGUCUUGGAUUCCUCUCAGGGCAAUUCCAUUUUCCAGAUCAACAUGAUCAAGUAUAUCAAGGAGAAAUACCAUAACCUACAGGUCAUUGGAGGCAAUGUGGUGACGGCGGCUCAGGCGAAGAAUCUGAUCGAUGCAGGGGUCGAUGCUCUAAGGGUCGGGAUGGGCAGUGGCUCCAUCUGCAUCACGCAAGAAGCUGCUCCACAGAUCCCUCCAGAACUAAAGUCCCACAGCCCCAAGUGCCCGUCUUCUGUCAUGGGCACCUAUAUCUUGGCCUGCGGCAGGCCCCAGGCCACAGCAGUGUACAAAGUGUCCGAAUAUGCCAGGAGAUUUGGGGUCCCGGUGAUCGCAGAUGGAGGGAUCCAAACCGUGGGACACGUUGCCAAGGCCCUGGCACUCGGUGCUUCCACAGUGAUGAUGGGCUCUCUCCUGGCUGCAACCACGGAAGCCCCUGGAGAGUACUUCUUCUCAGACGGAAUUAGGUUGAAGAAAUACCGGGGAAUGGGAUCAUUGGAUGCCAUGGACAAGAACUUGGGCAGCCAGACCCGAUACUUCAGUGAGACAGAUAAAAUUAAAGUGGCCCAGGGGGUGUCUGGUGCAGUGCAAGACAAAGGUUCUAUCCACAAGUUCAUCCCGUACCUGAUUGCUGGGAUCCAGCACUCCUGUCAGGAUAUCGGUGCCAAGAGUCUGACCCAAGUCAGAGCCAUGAUGUACUCGGGAGAACUGAAGUUUGAAAAGAGGACGACGUCUGCCCAAGUGGAAGGAGGAGUUCAUGGCCUCCAUUCAUACGAGAAGCGCCUCUUCUGAAGGAGGGUCUGUGCCUGUACUCAGCACCUUGCUGCUCUGCAGCCCUCAGCUGCCACGCACCUGAGCUGCUCCUGUCACAGAAGUGCCAUUAUCCUGCAAGCACCUGCUGCUCCCCAUCCCUGUGAAGACACCCUGCCUGCAGGGCUCAGGCCCUGGCACGUGUUGGCCAUGUUUUACAAUAAAAGAAAAGAGGUGGG
This is a messenger RNA of Terrapene triunguis (Three-toed box turtle), 1285 nucleotides long. It is a transcript of the gene IMPDH2, whose product is annotated as inosine monophosphate dehydrogenase 2. Gene Ontology annotation, molecular function: IMP dehydrogenase activity. The record is from RefSeq and is a predicted model, not a curated record. Gene Ontology annotation, biological process: GTP biosynthetic process. Gene Ontology annotation, cellular component: cytoplasm. Lineage: Eukaryota; Metazoa; Chordata; Testudines; Emydidae. The transcript has 10 exons. Bases 6 to 1088 code for a protein of 360 amino acids.